AUACGGAUACCAACUGGCAAAAUUUUUCUAAUAACUAUGAAUAUUUAUUUGCAUGUUUAGGCAGGGCUUUUCAUCGGAUGUUGCUCAAUGAUUUUCAAUCCUUUUUUAAAAAAGUUCAAAAUCUUUGUUCUUUUUAUCAUAGCCAUAUUGAUAAGAGUGGGCCUCUUUUACUAUAUUGGAGAAACUCUACUUAAUAGUGUUGAAAUUUCCGGGCCCACAACCAGCUUCCUUCGACUCAAGGAGGCAAUAACCUAUAAACAAUUUGGUUUGUCACCGUACUACGGAGAUUCCAUCCACGAAAAUCCAUUACUUAUUUUUAUAGCGGAGCUUUUGAAAGAGUAUAAUUUUGGGCUUUUUCUAUUGUAUCUUUUAAGCGAUAUUGUCACCUCGCUAUUCCUCUAUCGGAGUGCAGCUCUUUUUUUCAAGUCCUCACGACUUCUUGAAUCUUUCUACUAUGAGUCCAUCCAGGAAGACUAUAAACACAUCCUCGCUAAACUUUCUUCUCCUUCGAAGGCGUCGCGUGCAUGGUUAAGCGAAAGGCUUGAACUUUACGCGCUAAUUCAAGUCUCUUCUAGCACAGAUGUGCUUAGCUUUGUUCUCUUCUGUUAUCUUUUUAAUCCAUAUAUCAUACUUUCCACUGUUGCACGGUCUUCCGUAGUCUUCAUUAACACUUCUUUGAUGAUGGCCUUUUACUUCGCCUUAGCAGGGGAGUUUCUCUUUACAACUUUGUCGGUUGCCCUUGCCACGUGGUUUAACCUUUACUCGAUUAUUCUAUUGGUUCCUGCAACUCUCCUUUUGCUUUCCCCCAAAAUCCACCAAAAUACUGAGCCCCCUUUUAAAUUUUUAUCCAAUCUCCCCAACUUUUUACUUGUUGGCGCUUUUUUUUUCUUAUGGAUUUGUCUUUUAACGUACGUUUCGUUCGUCCUUAGUGGCUCGUGGGACUUUAUAGAAGAAACUUUCGCUUUUCCAUUAACUAUUCCCGAUUUAACUCCAAAUAUUGGUCUCUUUUGGUACAUGUUUUCUGAAAUAUUUGAACAAUUUCGCGCAUAUUUUAUUUGGGCCGUCCACAUUUUAUUUUGGACCUUUAUAAUUCCGCUUACUAUAAAGUACAGGGAUAACCCGUCUUUUCUUUUUCUUAUGUUUAUUGGAUUGCUAAAUACUUGCAAAAUCUAUCCGACCCUCGGCGAUUUAGGGUUUUUCCUUUCGCUGUUGUCGCUGUGGAGGCAUCUUUUCCUUUACACAAAAUCUUUGUUUCUCGUUGGGAGCAUCUACCUCCACUCAAGCGUGCUUUUGCCCACCACUUGGUACAUGUGGAUCCACCGUUGCAGCGGAAAUGCAAAUUUUUACUAUGCUCAAACUCUGCUUAUUUCCGCUGCCACUCUAAUCCUUAUGUGGGACUUAACCAUAGCAUACAGCAGAAGAAAAUUUGAUCUUGAAAAAGGCAUGUUUGUUAGAAAUAGUAAUUUGAAAAUAGAAAGGGUUAUGUAG
This is a messenger RNA of Zophobas morio, 1488 nucleotides long. Its product is annotated as phosphatidylinositol glycan anchor biosynthesis class U protein-like. Gene Ontology annotation, cellular component: GPI-anchor transamidase complex; membrane. The transcript has 10 exons. The record is from RefSeq and is a predicted model, not a curated record. Bases 88 to 1488 code for a protein of 466 amino acids. Gene Ontology annotation, biological process: attachment of GPI anchor to protein. NCBI's taxonomy places the organism in Eukaryota, Metazoa, Arthropoda, Insecta, Coleoptera, Tenebrionidae.